Aspergillus vadensis CBS 113365 is the source of this 1280-nucleotide messenger RNA. Its product is annotated as YoaK family protein. NCBI's taxonomy places the organism in Eukaryota, Fungi, Ascomycota, Eurotiomycetes, Eurotiales, Aspergillaceae. Bases 222 to 1046 code for a protein of 274 amino acids. The transcript has a single exon. The record is from RefSeq and is a predicted model, not a curated record.
UCAUCUCCCACUGCCGUCCUAACCGUGGACGAACUAUUAAGUCCCUGCUAGCUGUCACUAUUCACAUCGCUAUUUGAGACACUCAUUUGGAAGAUUACUUGCUGCCUAGUUUGUGCGAUCGGGCACUCCCAGGCCCCCCAAUUCUUCCCUUCCCCUCUCGUGUUUCCCCCCCCCACACACACACACACACACAGACCAUCCACCAACCCUGACUCUCGACCAUGGCGCACGAAACCGCGCACUACCAGGAAUUUCCCGCCCAUGAGAACGAUCCUCUUCUGGGCCACCGGGGACCUGGCUCCAAACCUUCUCCCCUGAGCCAACUGCGCCGCCAUCUCCGCACCGAAGUCGACCCGCACCGAGCAGACCUUCUCCUCAUUUUCUGCUACGUCAUCACGGGCCUCCUGGACAGUUCUGCCGUGUUCAUCUGGGGUUCCUUUGUGAGCAUGCAGACCGGCAACACGGUAUACUUUGGACUAGGGCUGGCCGGGGUGGAUGAGAGUCAACGGUGGCUUAAAUCGCUCAUCUCGAUCGGCAGUUUCUGCAUCGGCUCCUUUUUCUUCGCCGUGUUACACCGCCUAUUUCACACGCCGCGCCAACGGUCCGCCCUGACUCUGUCCUUCUCCCUGCAGAUGGCUUGUGUCGCGGCCGCUGCGAGUAUUGUCACCGUGCAGCACACCGGCAAGACCGAUCCUCUGACGUGGAAGAUUGGCGUGCCGUUGGCGUUGGUCGCGUUCCAGAGUAGUGGUCAGGCUGUGUCGAGUCGCGUGUUGAAGUGUAGUAGUUUGACGAGUGUUGUGCUUACUAGUAUCUAUUGCGAUUUGUUCUCGUCGCCGGCACUGACCUCUUGCAGUGUGCUUAAGGCUCCUGAUGAGUGGAGGCGGCUGGGGGCUGUGGUGGGGAUGUUGAUUGGAAUUGUGACGGGUGGCUUGUGGGCGAGGAGUGAGGUUGGAUUGCCGGGCGCACUUUGGACUGCUGUAGUGUUAAAGGGAAUGAUUGCAGCUGCAUGGAUGUUGUGGAAGACGAAGGAGGUUGAUGAGGUGUAGGAUGCUUAAUACUGGGGGGACAAAUCACUACUAGUCGUAUUGUGGUCUAGCCAUUUGGCGCUAGAAAUCGCGCGUGGGGCGACGCACAGCAUACAGCAGGCAGCUUUUCUAUACAUAGUGCUUUACUUCCUAUAAUAGGCUGAGCUAUAGACUGGGGGCGAUAGCAGAGGUUAUGGCUCUACACUGGAUGUUGACGCACACCCGAUGUAGUCGCUUAAUUCCACUAAAUUAUAG